UUUAUUCCCGUUUCGCGGGGGCUGAGUCACGGCCCGAGGCGCCGAGGGUCAGCCCGGGGGGGGCCGUGAGGCGGCGCCCCCGGUCCCACUCCCCGCCCCGCCCCGCCCCGGCCCGCCCUCACGUGACGCCUCCCGUUGCAAUUUUAGACCGUCAGCUGACUCGAGAAAUCCCUGGAGAGGGGCCACCGUGCCUACAAAAACAGGGACGGCAGCCCGGGAGCGGCGUCGGGGCCUCUCAGCGUCGGGACCCUCCAGCCUCUGACUCCCGUCACCGCCGCCGCCAGCGCCAUUGCCGCCAUGGGGCCCCGCGGCCUCCUCUUGCUGCUCGCCCUGGCCGGGUCCUGCGCCGCCCUCAUCAGGAUCCCCCUGACCAAGUUCGCCUCCAUGCGGCGGAUUUUGAAUGAGGUGGGCAGCGAGAUCCCAGAUGUGAAUGCCCUCACCCAGGUCCUCAAGUUCAAGCUGGGCUUUGCCAAUAAGGAGCCCACUCCAGAGAUUUUGAAGAACUACAUGGAUGCCCAGUAUUUUGGCGAAAUCGGCAUCGGGACCCCGCCUCAGAAUUUCACUGUGAUCUUUGACACUGGCUCCUCCAACCUCUGGGUGCCAUCUGUGCACUGUUCCAUAAUGGACAUCGCCUGCAUGCUGCACCACAAGUACGACUCCUCUAAAUCCAGCACUUACGUGAAGAAUGGCACCUCAUUUUCCAUCCACUAUGGGACAGGGAGCCUUACUGGGUUCCUCAGCGAGGACGUAGUCACGCUCGGUAACUUGAAAAUCAAGCAUCAGACCUUUGGGGAGGCCGUGAAGCAGCCAGGCAUGACAUUCAUCGCUGCCAAGUUUGACGGCAUCCUGGGCAUGGCAUUCCCAAGGAUCUCUGUGGACCAGGUCGUCCCUUUCUUUGAUAACAUCAUGCAACAGAAGCUGAUCGAGAAAAAUGUGUUCUCUUUCUACCUGAACAGAGACCCCAGUGCUCAGCCUGGUGGUGAGCUGCUCCUGGGAGGGACCGAUCCCAAGUAUUACACCGGCGAGUUCACCUGGAUGAACGUCACGCGCAAGGCUUACUGGCAGAUCCACAUGGACUCGGUGCAGGUUGGCAACGAGACAACUGUGUGCGAUGGAGGCUGUGAGGCCAUUGUGGACACGGGAACCUCACUCAUCACUGGCCCUAAAACAGAAGUGAAGCAGAUACAGAAAGCCAUCGGUGCAAAACCACUCAUCAAAGGCGAGUACCUGGUGCCCUGUGAUAAAGUGCCAACACUGCCUGUCAUCACAAUUACACUAGGAGGGAAGCCCUACGAUCUCACAGGAGAGCAGUAUAUCCUCAAGGUUUCUUCAGGAGGACAGACCAUGUGCCUGAGUGGCUUUUCAGGCCUGGACAUCCCACCCCCUGGGGGCCCACUCUGGAUCCUGGGAGAUGUCUUCAUUGGUCCCUACUACACUGCCUUUGACCGUGAUAACAACUCUGUUGGCUUUGCCAAAAGUGCCUAAACACAUGACCCCCACUGCCUCUGCCACACACACACUUACACACACACGGGAGCUGUAGAGAAAGGUUACCAGUAUUAGAAACCCAGUGAGUGGAAUGGGAAAAAAAAAAAGAAAUGGAACUAGAUUUUAAAUUACAUGGAAAAUAG
This is a messenger RNA of Corapipo altera (White-ruffed manakin), 1631 nucleotides long. It is a transcript of the gene CTSD, whose product is annotated as cathepsin D. Gene Ontology annotation, molecular function: aspartic-type endopeptidase activity. The coding region runs from base 298 to 1485 and encodes 395 amino acids. The record is from RefSeq and is a predicted model, not a curated record. Gene Ontology annotation, cellular component: lysosome. Gene Ontology annotation, biological process: proteolysis. The transcript has 9 exons. Lineage: Eukaryota; Metazoa; Chordata; Aves; Passeriformes; Pipridae.